Molecule: messenger RNA, 2703 nt
Organism: Rhipicephalus sanguineus (brown dog tick)
Lineage: Eukaryota; Metazoa; Arthropoda; Arachnida; Ixodida; Ixodidae
Exons: 2
Coding region: 196-2628 (810 amino acids)
Biological process (GO): DNA integration
Molecular function (GO): zinc ion binding; nucleic acid binding
Source: RefSeq, a predicted model, not a curated record
CUCAGCUGGCCGCCUGCACCACAUCGGACUAUUGCUACUACCACGUGUGCAUCGUUAUCUGUCUACACUGUGUUGCCUAUAAAUACGUUCUACACUUUUCAAUAAACGUUCUUUUCAUUCUGCUGACUACGUUGAUACAUUGCUGGUCCGGCGCUGCUAUGCGCACGCCAUGGCUAUGCUACAGUGGCGACGAAGAUGUACACCACCCAUGCAGUGAAAGACGACCCUGAACCUGACGCUACGAAAAACCGAGCAACCAAGGCGAUCAUGGCUCACCACCAGCUUCCGGACUUCGAAGAAGGCAAAGAUAAGUGGACGCCAUACCUGAUUAAAGUCGAAGCAUACUUCGAAGCGAAUGCCAUUGAAGACUCGACUAAGAAAAGAGCAUUGCUGGUGGCUGCCUUAAGCACGCACACGAUACAAGUACUGGCAGGGAAGGUGGCUCCACGCAAGCCGAAUGCGCUGACGUAUGAAGAAGUCGUGGCAGUGUUGAGUGAGCACUACGAUCCCAAGCGACAUGAAAUCACAGAAAGUUACAAGUUUUUCAGUCGGUGUCAAGCGGAGGGGGAGCCCAUUAAUGAAUUUCUAGUCGACAUUCGCCGAAUCGCUGAUAAUUGCAAUUUUGGCAGUGCUUUAAAUCGCAUGCUACGAGAUCGCAUUGUGUGUGGUGUCCAGUCAAAGGCACUGCAGAAGCAGCUACUUGUGAAGCAGGAAUUAACAUUAGAAGACACUGAAGUGAUGGUCCUCUCAGCUGAAGCUGCAGAUAGUGGCGUGAAAAACAUGAAAGGAUCGGCCUUGGCACCAGUGUUGAAAGUAGAAGCGUAUCAGCAGAAGACACCGCAAGACGAGAGGCGGAGUGCUGCACGCCAAGAAUGCUCAAGAUGCGGUAGUGCAAAGCACAAUGAGACCUGUUGCACGUGGUCUAACGCUCGCUGUUAUCGCUGUGGAGGACGCGGUCACCUUGCAAGGAAAUGCCGAAGCCGCGGUGCUCGCGAGCAAGGAACAGCAAGGAGGGCACAAACCAACAUUCUCACGGGGAUGGAAGGUUCGACAGACGACGAACACGAAGCAGCGCACAUCUGGACCUUGGCCUCGGAACGGAAGAGCUGUCUGGUACCACCAAUUCGCCGGACGUUCUCUUGGUGUGGUGUGCAGCUUACCAUGGAAGUCGAUACUGGGUCGCCCGUUUGUGUCAUCCCACGUCAACUGUACGAGACGCACCGCGACCAAUGGCCGAAACUGAGACCAUCCAGUGUGAAAUUAUCCUGCUGCUCAGGACGACUGCCAGUGCUUGGGGAGAUUGCGCUCAGUGUUUCACAUAAGGGAGCGACGGUGGAGUGCGCGCUGACCGUGUUAGACUGUGCGGGACCAAGCCUCUGCGGUCGAGAUUUAAUUCAGCUGCUGAACGUCGCUGGUGUUCCGGUGGUUUGCGUUGCAGGAGUCUCGGAGCCCACAGAACAAACGGGCAAGUCCAGUGUGAACAGCAUAUUCAACGACUUCCACGACGUGUUUUCCGAGGAACUGGGGCUCAUCACAGGCCCUCCGGUCAGUCUGCACCUAAAGGAAGGCGCCGUACCUAAGUUCUGUCGGGAAUUUACCUUGGUGACUGACCACCAGCCGUUGCUGGGCCUGUUGAGGUCAGACAGGCAGACGCCCACCAUGGCCGCUGCCCGGAUACAACGGUGGGCACUUCAGCUGGGGGCCUACCGGUACCAGCUGCAGUACGCCCCAGGACGACAGAUGCUGAAUGCGGAUGCCCUAAGCCGACUGCCGCUGCAAACUACGGAAACUGAAGACGACGGUGAGCCACUCGAAUAUGUACUCUCGCUAAACCAGCUGAAAGGGGGUGCCGUGACAACGCGUGAGCUGAAGGCUUUCACCGCGUCAGACCCUGUCCUGGUAGAAGUCAAACGAUACAUACUACAGGGGUGGCCCAGACACGCAAAUGGGCUGGCAAGGGACAUACUGCCAUUUUUUGACCGUAAGCUAGAGCUGUCCGUUGCACAUGACCUUGUUUACUGGGGCAAUAGGGUCAUAAUACCAGCCAAAGCAAGAGUACCAGUGCUGCAGCUUUUACAUGAGACUCACCAGGGUUUGCCGGCAAUGAAAUCUGUCGCUCGCUCUUUGUUUUGGUGGCCAGGCCUAGACAGAAAUAUUGAAGAGGUGUCUGCUCAGUGCCAGAACUGUGUUCAAAAUUUACCGAUGCCAACCGCGGCGCCCGUUGUCAAGUGGCCUGAAACCGGCGAAAGGUGGUCCCGCAUCCACAUUGACUACGCGGGGCCGAUCUGCGGCAAAAUGAUACUCGUCGUAGUUGACGCCCACACGAAAUGGCUCGAAGCCGUACCUCUGUCACAUGCUUCAACGGAAACCACCAUUAACUGUGUGCGUGGCAUUUUCAGCAGGUUUGGGAUACCACGCACAAUCGUUUCCGACAACGGGACUCAGUUUUCCAGCCAUGAUUUUGAGGAAUUCGUGGCAAACAACAACAUAGUGCACCUCCGAUGUGCUCCUUACCACCCCCAGUCUAAUGGUGCAGCGGAAAGGGCAGUGCGAACUAUCAAAGAUCGCCUUCGAAAAAUGAGGAGAGGGAAGCUGGAGGAGAACCUGAUACGCUUGCUGUUUAACUAGCGGAGGACGCCACAAAAGUGCGGUAAAUCCCCAGCAGAGUUGCUCUUAGGUUACCAAAUACGCUCACGGUUGGAC